This is a messenger RNA of Chenopodium quinoa (quinoa), 351 nucleotides long. RefSeq names its product EPIDERMAL PATTERNING FACTOR-like protein 8. The transcript has 2 exons. Gene Ontology annotation, biological process: guard cell differentiation; stomatal complex development. The record is from RefSeq and is a predicted model, not a curated record. Lineage: Eukaryota; Viridiplantae; Streptophyta; Magnoliopsida; Caryophyllales; Amaranthaceae. Bases 1 to 351 code for a protein of 116 amino acids.
AUGGCUCCAUCAACAAUUACCCUACUACAUAGGAUAAAAUUAAUUGUUACUGCUACAAUUAUUAUUUCUCUGAUUAUUUUACCUUCCAGAUCAGAUGAGAAAGAGAUGAAUUUGUCUAGCAAAGAGUUGCUGAGCAAAAAACCGGUGUUGGGUUCUAGACCUCCUAGUUGUGUUAACAAGUGCUUGAAUUGCAAUCCUUGUGUCGCCACACUUGUUGUUCCUCCUCGCCAUCAGAUGACAGAUUUAAUCUCGUUUACAUCAUAUGAUGAUCAUUAUGGGGAUAAUAAUCAUGAUAGUUAUUAUCUUCUAGCAUGGAAAUGCAAAUGUGGAGAUAAGUUAUUUCAACCAUAA